AUGUCGUCGUCUACCGUUUCACGGAUCACCGAACGUAUUUUUAUGAAAUAUGCCCAAAUUGUCAUUGAAUAUCCUGUCCUUGUUAUUGUACUCACUGGUACAAUCUCAGUAUUUUUGACUUGUUGGUCGUUGUAUUUCAAUUUUGGAGUUAUUGAUUUGGAUCCGACAAAGGGCUUCGAAACCAGGGGCACAUCUCUAUCCUCCGCUCGACUAACCCUAGAAGCAAUGAAACCCCAUCAAGCAUCGAAUGAAAAUAUAUUGAGAUGGUAUUUCCAACAAGACGCGGCGCGUCGGAAACGAGAUUUGAUGUCUACAAGUACCCUCGACUACCCACCAAUUACCGUUAAUUAUGAUGAUUAUGGUGUGGACUCAGAGCCAAAUGAAUCAGAUUUGGAGGAUCCUUGUGAAAUGUACGGAGCCAUCGGAAAAUCGUUUCCAUAUGAUAUGAUUGAGUACUUGGGGAAGGUUAUGGUUAGAGUUUCCAGUUAUGAUGAUCUCUUCACACUACCCGUCAUGGAGCACCUAUGCCACGUGGAUAGUAUUCUGGAUGAGAUUAGUGAGGAAUUCAACUUCACAAAAGCUUUAAAACACUCCCUGAAUAUCCCACUUUACACCAAUUGCCCUAAUAUCACAACUGAGAAUUCUUGUGAUGCAUUGAAUCAGUUAGAUAUUUCAAAUUUUCGAAAGCUCCUUAAGGAAUGUCGGGAGGAUUCAAAGCUAGAUUUCUGCUCAGCGUUCUCUAUAAAUCAAGUGAACAAUUGGUUGCUGCCGAUGGAUAACUCGACGGAGGUUAUGGUUACGGUGGUUUUAAAGAUAACAAUGUGGAAUGGUGUAGAUGACCGUGAGGUCUAUGACAACCUCAUAGAUAGACUAAAAUCUCAUUUCGAACAAAACCCGCAUACCCGGAUGGCCGGCGUCUCAUUGAAUAUGAAGAAUCGAGUUUUUCAGGAGAAAAUUCGAUCGGAUAGUUUAAUAGCUGGGUUAUCGGCUUUCCUCGUCUUCACUUGCUUCCUAAUCUACUCCAGAAGCCUUGUAUUCACUUGUAUCAUUCUAAUCGUUGUCACGUUGUCGGCUGGUGUCGCGUUUUUUGUUUAUACGGAAAUUCUCGGAAUCGACUUCUUCCCGUUCAUCAAUCUUCUAGUUGUGGUGAUAUUGAUUUCUAUCGGAGCGGAUGAUGCGUUUUUGCUUCUCGUUUAUUAUAGAAGGGAAGUUGAGAAAAUGUCGCACCUCGAGUACAAAAUCGGCUCCAUCUACAUCCCCCUUUACCGCGAAUCAGAUCUCCUCUCUCGCAGUCUGCGUCUCUCCCUUCAUCACUCUCUCGUCUCCAUGUUUGUCACCUCGCUAACAACUGCAAUAACUUUUUUGACGAAUUUGACAAGUCCUGUGAUAGUUUUAAGGUGCUUCGGAAUCUACGCGGCCAUCACCGUAAUCAUCAAUUACCUUCUCGUGGUUCUAAUCCUUCCUGGAGCAAUCAUUCUGACACGCCCUAUCAGAAGAAAUCGGAAACCAACGGAGCAAAAAAUUGAGCCAAAUCCAAAAAAUUCCACCAACAAGCUCACCGAGUUCACAUUUUACUUCCGUUUCGCUAUUGUUCUCCUCAGCUCGAUCCUCACCGCAUUAUCUAUUUUCAUCAUUUUUCAAAAUCCAGGUCUCACAAUCCCUCAGACUAAUCCGACCAAACUCCUCGUUAACUCAAAUCUCCACGAAUACUUUGACAACCACUUGCAUCAUUUCAACUUCCAUUGGCAGAGAUCAGCGAGAUUAGUGAAGAAUUAUAUUUUUGGAGUGGAGCUAGUCAGGGAGUCCUCCUCACUCAGCCCGUAUCACAAACCUGCCAAAAACUUUUCCGGCGGGGUGAAUUUCAAAUUGGAUACCGAGAAACUGGACUUCUACCGACGGCUUGUAAAUCUGGAAUCCCAAAAAUAUACAUUGGAAAACUAUACGCAUUUGUCAUGGACUGAUAGAAUGUUACAGGCUAAUGAGUCGUGUCUCUCGGAGAAUAAAACCAUCCCCAACGCCUGCAUCCUCUCCGCUUCCAUCCGCCAGAAGAACUUAAUCCAUCAAUUCCCCGACGACUUCGCCGUGAUUCCAGGAGAUGGCCCAUUUGUAGAUCACGACUUGAAUGUUGUUGGGUACUUCAUCUCAAUCCCAUCAAACGAGAAAUUAAGGGUUGACACUGAAGUGAUUGGUUCGUUUUUUGAAGAAAUCGAAAAGUCCUGUGAGGCAAUAAAAAACCAAACCAGUGACCCUGUCCUUUGUCUCUCCUCUACAGAGAUCACCAGGUUCUACGAUAUUGUCUCGCAGCUACGAUCAUCUAGCUUCAUUUCUGUCUCCAUCUCACUCGCCGUUUGCCUCAUUGUGAUCAUCGCCUGUACUCGUGUUAUCAAACUUUCCGUUUUGUCCUCCACAGUCAUUUUCUUUGUUAUACUUUGGACUGUGGCCAGCCUCAUUUUGUUAGGCUGGAAACUCUCGGUCGUCGAAUCCACCAUCCUUAUCAUCACAAUCGGCCUAAGCUUUGACUACACCCUCCAUUACGUCGUUGCUAUUCGGGACACCAAAUUCUCGAGCCCAACGGAGCAAGUGUCAUCUGCUCAUUCCACCGCCGGUAUCGCGUGCUCUUUCGGCUCCAUCACUCUAUUUCUCGCCGGUCUUCCAUUACUUUUCACACAAACCGCAUCAUUUUAUCAGAUCGGCACAAUGUUGGUCACUCUUGGAAUCACCUCAAUUUUCGGUGCGGCUGUUGUACUCCCCGCCUUUGUAAUGUCCUUUUCGUGUAGUCGACAGCCAACAAAGUUAUAA
Messenger RNA from Caenorhabditis remanei, 2799 nucleotides. RefSeq lists its product as uncharacterized. Bases 1 to 2799 code for a protein of 932 amino acids. The record is from RefSeq and is a predicted model, not a curated record. The transcript is spliced from 17 exons. Lineage: Eukaryota; Metazoa; Nematoda; Chromadorea; Rhabditida; Rhabditidae. Gene Ontology annotation, cellular component: membrane.